AUGACUAACAAAAAUGGAUGUUUCUACGAGCACAUACGUUGGGGAGAGGCUUUCGUCAUAGUCUACUCUGUUGUGGACAGGCACAGUUUUCACGAAGCCCAGGAAAUACUGGGACAACAAAUCUGCGUGGACGACGGCCACGAGCUAUCCCUGCAGUACAGCUGUCAGUUCUACGAGGUGAGCGCCGCAGAGAACUUCGCCGGCGUUUCGCUCGGCUUCCACUCCCUCCUCAGAGAGGCGCGCUCCGUGCAGCUGCUGAAAGCGCUGCCCAUCAGGCGGAAGCUGGGUGUGAACAGUGUUUCGAAGGUGCUGGGCAACAUCUUCGGCAAGAACUCGAAGGGGGAUCGCAAGAAGCGGCCGUCGCUGAGUAUUUGA
Molecule: messenger RNA, 375 nt
Organism: Phaedon cochleariae (mustard beetle)
Lineage: Eukaryota; Metazoa; Arthropoda; Insecta; Coleoptera; Chrysomelidae
Source: the annotation of a GenBank genome assembly